UUAAUAAAGUCCAGACUUUAACGUCAUGGCAACGCCAUUCAAAUAGCAUUAUGUUAAAGUCUAGACUUUAAAUUUUAUAAGCACGGGCACAGGUGGGGUGGGAUCUUAAUGUAGCUCAAUGAUUCAACACGGUCUAGACUCCCCAUGACACCCCGCUCACACAUUUUUGUGCAUAAACAUUUGAAUACUGACAUCUAUUCUUAUUUGUAUCCAUCCAUCUAUCCAUUGUGUCUGUGAUGCUAAGUGCUACCAAAUUUUAAAGUUAAGGUCAAGGCCUACUAUCUCUUUUUAAAAAAAUUAAUUAAUUAAUUCGUUCAUUCAUUCAUUCAUUCAUCAUUCAUUCAUUCAUUCAUUCAUUCAUUCAUUCAUUCAUUCAAAUGUUCUAUUUUAGGAAUUUCUGAAUGUUACUACUAAAACACCAGAGUUCAUGCUACAUUUUAAUAAUUUUAUAAACUGAAAAAAGAAAAUUGUUCACUUGAGUAAAACAUUGAAGUUGCAUAAAAAAUAUUGAGUUAAACAUUAGCUAAAGAGAGAUAACUCUUUUAAUGAAAAGAAGAAAGAAAAUGGUUAACUGGAGCAAAGUGCCUGAACCUAAAGUUGCAUCUAAAACUGACAAAAGGGAGAUAAUUCUGAAAUGAUUUCUGAAAUGUCUGAUCACAAAAUAUUUCACAUGGAACUGCAAACUAAAAAUACUAGUGAGACAGAAGGGAGAUAAUUCUCUUUUAUAAUUACCGAUUUCUGAAAUGUCUGAUCUCAAAAUAUUUCACAUGGAACUGCAAACUAAAAAUACUGGUGGCAAACCAUUCCAGUGUGGAAUGUGCUUGAAGCAAUUCUCUACUAAAUCUAGAAUUGAAAGACAUAUGUUCCUACAUACAGCUGCAAAACCUUUCGCAUGCGAACUAUGCAGCAAAUGUUUUGCAAAGCCUUCCACUUUGAAAUAUCACAUGCACGUGCACACUGGUUACAGACCUUUCAAAUGUGAGGAGUGCGCCAAAUGUUUCACAAGAAGCAGCAAGUUAAAACAGCACAUUCUAGUGCAUACGGGUGUCAAGUCAUUCCAAUGUCCGGUGUGCGAGAAACACUUCUCUCGCAGUCAGAACUUGAAGCAGCAUCGGAUGAUUCAUACCGGAGUGAAGCCUUUCAGAUGUGAAGUGUGCACAAAAUGUUUUGCAAGCAGUUCUAGUUUGAGACUUCACAGAUUCAUCCAUACUGAGGAUAAACCAUUCAUAUGUGAGGAGUGCACAAAAUGUUUUGUACAGUUUGCCAGUCUGAAACGUCAUAUGUUGGUUCAUACUGGUGAGAAGCCUUUCAAAUGUGAACUGUGCACAAAAUGUUUCAGGGAGAAGAAUAAGUUAAAUCAGCAUAUGUCAGUUCAUUUUAGUUAUAAAACAUAUAGAUGUGAGGUGUGCGCAAAAUGUUUUCCUCGAAAAUACAACUUAAAGCAACAUCUACUGAUUCACGGUGGGGAGACGCCAUUCAAAUGUGAAGUGUGCACAAAAUAUUUCGCACAGAGCUGCAUCUUAAAACAGCACAUGUUGACUCAUGGAGAGAAAUCUUUCAAGUGUGAAGUUUGCGAGAAAUGUUUUGCACAGAACAGCACAUUAAAACACCCAUGUUGACACACACUGGCGAAAAGCCUUUCAAAUGUGAACAGUGCACAAAAUGUUUUACCAAGCUUUCCAGUCUGAAAUACCACGUGAUGAUUCAUACUGGGGAGAAACCCUUCACAUGUGGGGAGUGCGGAAA
Molecule: messenger RNA, 1746 nt
Organism: Gigantopelta aegis
Lineage: Eukaryota; Metazoa; Mollusca; Gastropoda; Neomphalida; Peltospiridae
Product: zinc finger protein 431-like
Exons: 1
Coding region: 744-1619 (291 amino acids)
Biological process (GO): regulation of DNA-templated transcription
Molecular function (GO): RNA polymerase II cis-regulatory region sequence-specific DNA binding; DNA-binding transcription factor activity, RNA polymerase II-specific
Source: RefSeq, a predicted model, not a curated record